Molecule: messenger RNA, 3158 nt
Organism: Xyrauchen texanus (razorback sucker)
Lineage: Eukaryota; Metazoa; Chordata; Actinopteri; Cypriniformes; Catostomidae
Product: thrombomodulin
Exons: 1
Coding region: 886-1938 (350 amino acids)
Biological process (GO): cell migration
Cellular component (GO): external side of plasma membrane; extracellular matrix
Molecular function (GO): calcium ion binding; extracellular matrix protein binding; extracellular matrix binding
Source: RefSeq, a predicted model, not a curated record
AAUAACUACAAUCUAUCACUGUAGCCUUUACGCGAGUGCUAGCAUUCUAUGUAAACAAACACUUCAACCGGAAGUAGAAAACCGUUUAGUCAGUUGAACCCGCUAUGAAUCAUGGGAAAUAGAACGGGCGAAGAAUAAGGUGAAUAGUCAAAAAAGUAAUAUAACACAUUACAUUUAAAAUUCUUGUAAUCAGAUAACAGUUACUGACUUUCAAUUAAAGUAAUUCAUUUUAAGUACAUUACUUGCACUAACAUAAUAUGUAAAAUACAUUUAAAAUAUGAAUUCAUAUGUAGGCUUUUAGCGUUUCUGUGACAGCUGAAGGGUGUGCGACAAUGAACGAGCAGGAUAUAUAGACAUUUUGUAUUUGAGCAGAAAACCAAAAACUUUUCUAGGAAAUGUUAUUUCGAAAGUAACUUAAAAGUAAAAUAAUUAGUAAUGUGAUUACUUUUUUAGAUGAAGUAAUCCGUAAAGUCAUCUUUUCAGAGAAGUAAUCAGUCAUUUGUAUUGUCAAAUUACUUAUUUUGAGUAAUUUCCCCAACACUGGGUAUAAGUAAUCUACAAGCUAUAUCAAGUUAUAACUGUAAGUAUAUCUUCAAACAAGUGAGUAAAUGAAUAAUGGAUGACCACAUAGAAGCAGUACCUUUUGAAAAUACUACAUUGCUUUUGGUUUAAAAUCAUGAGUUGCUUUCCUCUAAGUAUACAGUAUAUGGGCAGUAUAAGCGCAGUACUCUGCAUUUGACCAAGUUGACAGUCACACUGGAACAUUCCUCAGCUCUAUCAGGAGGGGUUUCCUUCCUAUGUUUACGUUUAUAUCGUACAUGGGGUUUCUGAACAUAGAAUAUUCAAGCUUUACGCCAUACAGUCUCAAGUUAGAAUGACAAUAGGAUGGAUUCUUAUGGACAAACAAUCUUGUUUACCUUGUUCAUUUCACCUUGUGUGGGAAUGGUACAUCACUGUGCUUGCUCAACCAACUUAAAAGACUGCAAAAAUCUCUACCAAAUGCCAGUGGACUUUCAUACGGCUCAUGAGAAGUGCAGAGAAGAGGGUGGUCAGUUAAUGUCUGUCCGAUCGAAUAAAUCAGAUGAAGUUGUCGGCUUUCUUCUUGAUAACACGAUUGGACAUUUUUGGAUAGGACUGCAUCUCCCAGAGGGGAAGUGUUCGAGUAACGCGAUUUCAUUACGAGGAUAUGAAUGGACCAGUGGUGGGCAAGGCACGGAAUUCUCCAACUGGGGGAGCGAAGAGAUAGCGUGCGCUCCACUCUGCGUGUCUAUCUCCAGUGACAGAAAAUGGAUGGAGAGGCCAUGCGCAGAAAAGCUGGAUGGAUUUCUGUGUGAGGGCGAUCAAAAAAAUCUUUGCACAGGACGUGAGGCAUCGAGUGUGACCUUCCUGGACGAUGAGCAGUGUCUGUCAGCGCGCUGUGAACAUGAAUGUACUCCUGUAGCUGUUGGAUAUAUGUGUUCUUGUAUGCAGCGAUUCCGUCCUAAUGCAAGAGACCCACACCGUUGCGAUUUCUACUGCACAUCAACCGUUUGCGAGGCGAUUUGUGCGAGAGACGGGACUAUGUGUCGGUGCCCAGAUGGAUUUGUUUCAAGUGAAAAAAACUGCGAAGAUAUAGACGAAUGCGAAUCAAAUCAUGACUGCGCACAAAAGUGCGUGAACACGAUUGGAAGUUAUAGAUGUGCUUGCUUUGAUCCCUUUAUUCUCGUUAAUGGAACUGAAUGCAUUCUUAAUCCCAAAUUUGAAUUCACAACACCAUCCCAUAAUUACGUUGUCCGGGGGUCACUGUCGAGCCCAGGGGAGUAUGUUGGUCUGAUAAUAUUCAUUAUAAUGGCUGUUUUUGCCGUAUUAGUGCUUGUGCAUUACUUGCGUGGUCGUAAAGCUGCUGUACAGGAAUGCAAUCCAUCAGAUAAUGAGUUUCAGAAAAGUGGAUCACAGUAAAUGAGAGUACCACUAUAAUAUUUUUUUCUGGUUACAUUUGUAAAUAUGCUAUAGUGGUAAUAUACAAGUAGGCUUAUGUAUAUUUGUUAGUUCAGCCAUAUAAAGACCAAAUCUGUAAAAUAUUUGGAUUUACACAUGGAUUAAUUUUUACAGUGCAUGCAUUAUGAGCUCAAAUUGAACUGUUAUGUUGCACUGGAAGAAAAAAACGAAUUGAACAUUGUAAUGAUGUGUUCAAAGUGGUCUUAUUGCUUAUGGCAAUGUCAUAGCAUUUUCAUAUAUCCAUUACAGAAUACUGGGCCUCAUUCACAAAACUAAAGCAGAAUUUCGGUGUAAAUGAACUUUUGAUGCAUUAGCUGGCCAUAGCCAUGUUACACAGUCCAUUGGUUCUUAAAGGCCACAUAUGUAUGUUAAGGUUUGCUGAAAGAUGCAAUACCUGCCAUGAUUUUUGUGUUCUCUCGACAACUGUCUUCACACUUAAGUAACAUUGCUUUGUUUAGUCCAUUUGAAAUUGUUUGUUUACUAAAUGCAACAAUUCUUGAAACAAGUAAUUUCGCAAUACGAGAACUUUCAUUUUGACACCCUUUCAAUCUAUUAUAUGUUUUUAAAUAACUUUUACAUGAAGCGUUUGUAGUCUUACAAAGCAAGAGAGUAUGCAAAAUUGCUUCACGUAGACACAUUAGACCUCAACACUUAACACACAAACCUCAAUAACAUUGAGAGUCAACAAAACUCAUUAAAGGGAUAGUUCACCCAAAAAUGAAAAAUCUCUCAUUAUUUACUAACCCUCAUGCCAUCCCAGAUGUGUAUGACUUUCUUUCUUGUGCUGAACACAGACAAAGGUUUUAGCAGAAUAUUUCAGCUUAAUGCAAGUGAAUGUGACCAAUAUUUUGAAGCUAAAAAAACAAACACAUAAAGGCAGCAUAAAGAUAAUCCAAAUGAACGUAGUGGUUAAAUCCAAGUCUUCAGAGGAAUAUGAUAGGUGUGGGUGAGAAACAAUUUAAGUCCUUUUUUUAUUUUUUUAAUGAGAAAAAUUACUAAGUGCACCUCUAACAUCCCCACACAGCAGCUAUCAGCAACAAACAGCAACAUUGUUCAAUAUGAAGUUGUUCAUUCAGUUAGGCUAGUUGGGACAAUAUUUGGCCUAUCAUGUGUUUUUUUUUUUUUUUUAUGUAGAUGCAAAGUAAUACACAUUUUGUAGUAAAAAAAAAAAAAAAAAAAAA